GGAGCCGCUCGUUACAGUCAAUUUUAGGGAAUGGGUUUUAGAGCGCGAGGAGCAGCAGCGCGCACGGCGCGCGCGUGCGGAGCCUACGACAUUUAAACGGCGCGUGGUGUUCACGCGACACCGCGUUUAUUUUCACUGAGGCGAGAGAAGAAAAAAAUCUGUGUCUCCCUGUGUCGCGUGCUGCUGCUGCUGUUACUGCUGCGCGUGCGCGUGCGUGUAUUUACAUAUAUAUGUAUGCAGUGUGCUGUGCGCGUGCACCGGCAGAUUGAAACGCGCGAGACAGCGGCAGGAAACAGAGGAGAGAGCGGAGCUAACAGGACAACACAGACAUGGUUCAGUCCACCGUCACGGUCCUGGUCCUGGUCCACGUCCUGGUUCUACUGGGUCCACAACAGACCAACGUCCACGGCACAAAGACAGAAUGUGAGGCCAGUCAGUUUCAGUGUGGAAACGGUCGCUGCAUCCCGUCAGUGUGGCAGUGUGACGGAGACGAGGACUGCAGCGACGGCAGUGACGAGAGCUCCUGUGUGAAGAAGACAUGUGCAGAGCUGGACUUUGUGUGUCACAACGGUCAGUGUGUACCAAAGAGGUGGCAGUGUGAUGGAGAGCCCGACUGUGAGGACGGCUCCGACGAGAGUCCACAGAUCUGCCACAUGAGGACGUGUCGUGUCAACGAGUUCAGCUGUGGAGCCGGAACCACUCAGUGUAUCCCUGUGUUCUGGAAAUGUGACGGAGAGAAGGACUGUGACAGCGGAGAGGACGAGUUCAACUGUGGUAACAUCACGUGUGCUCCUCAUGAGUUCACGUGCUCGAGCGGUCGCUGCAUCUCUCGUAACUUUGUGUGUAACGGUGAGGACGACUGUGGAGACGCGUCAGACGAGGUGGACUGUUCUCCGUCCUCCUGUGGUCCCAGUCAGUUCCGCUGUGGAAACUCCACCUCGUGUAUUCCUGUCAGCUGGGUCUGUGACGACGACGUCGACUGUCAGGACCAGUCAGACGAGUCUCCGUCUCGCUGUGGUCGUCCCCCGACUCCUCCCACCAAGUGUUCGUCCACUGAGAUGCAGUGUCGCUCUGGAGAAUGUAUCCACAGGAAGUGGAGAUGUGACGGAGAUCCUGACUGUAGAGACGGCAGCGACGAGACCAACUGUCCGACUCGCACCUGUGGACCUGAACAGUUCAAGUGUGACGAUGGAAAGUGUAUCGUGGGCAGCAGACAGUGCAACAGUGUCAGAGACUGUGCUGAUGGAUCUGAUGAAGUCAACUGUAAAAACAUGACUCAGUGUCAUGGACCGGACAAGUUUAAGUGUCGCAGUGGAGAGUGUAUCGAGAUGAACAAAGUGUGUAACAAAGUCAGAGACUGUCCUGACUGGAGCGAUGAGCCCAUCAACGAGUGCAAUGUGAACGAGUGUCUGCUGAACAAUGGCGGCUGCUCUCACAUCUGUAAGGACAUGGUGAUCAGCUUCGUGUGCGACUGCACGCCAGGACUUCAGCUCAUCGACCACAAGACCUGCGGAGACAUAAACGAGUGUCUGAACCCGGGCAUCUGCAGUCAGAUCUGCAUAAACCUGAAAGGAGGCUACAAGUGUGAGUGUCACAACGGUUACCAGAUGGAUCCGACCACAGGAGUGUGUAAGGCUGUCGGUAAAGAACCGUGUCUGAUCUUCACCAACCGUCGCGACAUCCGUCGCCUGGGUCUGGAGAGGAAGGAGUACACACAGAUCGUGGAGCAGCAGAGGAACGCCGUGGCUCUGGACGCAGACUUUGACCAGCAGAUGAUCUUCUGGGCCGACCUGACUCAGAGGACCAUUUAUAGUACGGUCCUGGACAAACGAGGAGACGUCGGCGCUCACAAAAAAGUGAUGGACAACGUCCAGACUCCGGUGGGUGUGGCCGUGGACUGGAUCUAUAAGAACCUGUACUGGUCUGACCUCGGGACCAAAACCAUCUCCGUAACCAACUUUAACGGAACCAAACAGAAGGUUCUGUUCAACAGAGGCCUCAAAGAACCGGCGUCCAUCGCUGUGGACCCACUGUCAGGGUUUGUGUACUGGUCAGAUUGGGGAGAACCUGCUAAGAUCGAGAAAGCUGGUAUGAACGGAGUGGACAGACAAGUCCUGGUGGCCACGGACAUUCAGUGGCCUAAUGGAAUCACUCUGGACCUGAUCAAAGGCCGCUUGUACUGGGUUGACUCUAAGCUUCACAUGUUGUGCAGCGUUGAUCUGAAUGGAGACAACAGGAAGAAAGUUCUGCAGUCGUCAGAUUAUCUCGCUCAUCCCUUUGCUCUCACUGUGUUUGAGGACCGAGUGUUCUGGACAGACGGUGAGACCAAAGCGAUCUUUGGUGCAAACAAGUUCUCCGGAGCAGACGUCGUGACUCUGGCGAGUAAACUCAACGACCCUCAGGAUAUCAUCGUCUAUCACGAGCUCAUCCAGCUGUCGGGAACUAACUGGUGCUCAGAGAAAGGAGAAAAUGGCGGCUGCAGCUACAUGUGUCUGCCGGCGCCGCAGAUCAACAAACACUCGCCCAAAUACACGUGUGUGUGCCCAGAGGGACAGGAAGUGGCCGACGACGGCCUACGCUGCAGACCCGACAUGCCCACCACAGCUCCCUCAAAGGAUGAUGGGAAAUCUCUAAAUUCUCCGCCCACAGAAGCAAACGUGAGCUCGUCAAUCCAGUUCAACUCCACGUCCAGAGGUUCUGCUGCGGCGGCCUGGGCCGUCCUCCCCGUCUUGUUGCUGGCCCUGGCAGCAUCGGGUGGUUUCCUCAUGUGGAGAAACUGGCAGCUGAAGAACCAGAAGAGCAUGAACUUUGAUAACCCCGUGUACCUGAAGACGACCGAGGACGACCUGAACAUCGACAUCACGCGACACGGAGCCAAUGUGGGCCACACCUACCCCGCGAUCUCGAUCGUGAGCACAGAAGAUGAUCUGUCCUGAUUUUUUUUUUUCUGCGGCCUUGUGACGCUGCGUGGUGCCUCCUCGUUUCCAUGGCGACGGUUGUCGUCAGCAGCAGCAGACGACGCCUCCUGAAGUGCUUUACGUGAGCUUGAGCCGAGGACGACGCCCACAACGUUAUUUAACAUCGUUUUUGUGUCACAGCCGUUUUUCACUCAUUUCGUUUUUACUUUUCUUCUUUAUUUUUGGACCGCAGACGACUUCCUGUCUGCUCUCUGACACCACCAUGGCGGGAAACCUGAGGGUCAAGGUCAUUAAGGAAAGGAGGCGUUCCUGGAGAUAAAAAAACAAACGUGGUCCAAAUUUUUUUCCCGCCUCCCGAAUUUU
Molecule: messenger RNA, 3281 nt
Organism: Solea solea (common sole)
Lineage: Eukaryota; Metazoa; Chordata; Actinopteri; Pleuronectiformes; Soleidae
Gene: vldlr
Product: very low density lipoprotein receptor
Exons: 20
Coding region: 330-2936 (868 amino acids)
Molecular function (GO): protein binding; calcium ion binding
Source: RefSeq, a predicted model, not a curated record